Symsagittifera roscoffensis is the source of this 618-nucleotide messenger RNA. RefSeq lists its product as uncharacterized. The record is from RefSeq and is a predicted model, not a curated record. Lineage: Eukaryota; Metazoa; Xenacoelomorpha; Acoela; Convolutidae.
UUUAACCUCGUCGAGAACUGCGGUAUUGCUGAAGAAAUAUUUUCUGCUUCUUUUUUUUACGUUUGCUUUGGUUUUAAUUGCUUCUAUUUAUAUUUCUUGUCGACGAAAUGGGUUAUGAUUGUUGCAAUUGAAAACAAACUAAAAAUUGUUUUGAUGUCAAAGUUAAAUUUUAACAAAAGUAAUUCAGCUAGUUUUCAAACAAACUUUAAUGGAAAGCAUCGAAGACACUUUGAAUGAUAUCUGCAAGUUUCUCUCAGAUCCCAUUAUUAAGAGCUCGGAUAACUCUGGUCGCAUUUUGGUAAUAACAGAUUUCAUUCGAAAAGUUCAAGAGCAAAUCAAACAUUCACCGGAGAUUUUAGUCAACAAAGAAAUUUCAACAGUUAUCGACAAUUUAAAGGGGCAUCUGAGAACACUUGAAUAUGCAUAUGUUCUUGGUGCGAGGAAGAAUGUGGUUCUCGAAAAAGACCUCGAUGACCUCAUAGAAAUUACAAACCAUAUUUCGUCACAAUUACCUUCUGAAAUCACUGGUCCCACAGCCAAGAGCCCAGCUGUAGUCAAACAGUCAACCUUCUACGAUAUAGACACACUUUAUUCAACAUCAACCUUCAACAAAAACAU